AUGACUACUUUUCCUGUUCCUACUCCUAUUCCUUCUCCACCACCGUCUUCUACAACCAGCCUAUAUUCAUUAUCAGAACGAAUCAACAUUGCCACACGCUCUACCCACAGUCAAUUAAACAGACUAGUACGUCUGCGCCUCUGCUUGGCCCUCCCUCCCUAUAGUCCGGACCCUUCCACCUACAUCUCCGGUCUCCUGCACAUUGCGCCCAUCUAUACAACCUUCGAGUCCAUAUGGCAAUCAAUCCUCGAUGCGCCGUACCUGCCCCUGACCCUUAAAGAAAGUCCUGUCCACAAUGCCUCCAAGCCCGAUUAUCCAUCUACAGAUUCCAGGAGCAUACAUCGCCUACCCACCCGGAACAUCCCACCAGCCGGUGACGCAGGGAGUGUCUGCUCGCGAACCCGAACCCUCCUCUCCUACCUCAGACUGCCUGGUCUCCUCCGCUCGGGAAGACUGCGAGCCGAUAUCCGCAUACUGACCGGCGCGCCUGAACAUCAGAUCGACGAGGGAUUAGAGGCCGUUGCGCAAAAUGGCGAGUUGGCGGCGUUCAUCACUCAUAUGAAGCAGUCGGCUGAGAAGAAUCCCCACGUGUUGGUAGCGUAUGCUUGGGUUCUAUACAUGGCUCUGUUCUCCGGCGGGAGACAUAUUCGAGCCUCGUUGCAAGUAGCCGGUGGAUUGGGAGGGGAUUUCUGGACCAUCGAUCCCUGGCCCACCCAGGUCUCGCGAGACGCAACUUCCAGACCAGAUAUCCCAUCCAGCUUCAGCCAUCACCGCCCAAGACAACGUCAAUCCCGGUCCCACUCAACAAGUUGCUCGGACGGCCAGGUCUCCACGCUAGUUCCCGGCUUGCAAUUCUUUACUUUCCUAGGCGAUGAAGACGGCGAGGAUCUCAAGCUGGAAUUCCAGCAGCGCCUCGCCAAAGCAGAGACCCUGCUCACCGACCCCGAGAAAGAAGACAUCAUCCAGGAAGCGCAAGGAAUCUUCGACUCCAUGAUCCGGAUGGUGUACGAGCUGGAUAGAGUAAUGGGCACCAAUGAAGAUGAUCUCGCGACCGCGCGACUCCAACUCCAACACAAGACCCUGGCGAGCAGCCGCGAUAGCGUAAUCCUCGCCCAGGAACGCCUCUCUAAGAAGACUCGCGCUCGCACGCUAAGGGAAAACUCAAGCCAGGAGCGUAGUAGCAAAGGCGGCUGGCUUGAUAGCUUCGCGGGCCCGGUGACUAGGACCCUAGAUGCGCUGACGAGACCGCGACUCAAACGCAGUCUUUCGACAGAGGGAUCGCAAGCGCAUGUCUCGUUCAACCCGGUGGUGGAAGAGAGAGAUAUCUGAGGAGUGUGGAAUGGCUUGUUUUCUUGGGGUCGUGUCUGCUGUGGAUGGGACUUACCUAGAGGCUGUGGAUAAUGUGUGAUGAAUGAAUGGUGACUUUCUCACAUAACAGCUACGCGGGGAUUUGGACAUGAGAAAACUUCA
Amorphotheca resinae ATCC 22711 is the source of this 1470-nucleotide messenger RNA. RefSeq lists its product as hypothetical. Lineage: Eukaryota; Fungi; Ascomycota; Leotiomycetes; Helotiales; Amorphothecaceae. The coding region runs from base 1 to 1329 and encodes 442 amino acids. The transcript is spliced from 2 exons. Gene Ontology annotation, molecular function: heme oxygenase (decyclizing) activity. The record is from RefSeq and is a predicted model, not a curated record. Gene Ontology annotation, biological process: heme oxidation.